Molecule: messenger RNA, 1296 nt
Organism: Epinephelus fuscoguttatus (brown-marbled grouper)
Lineage: Eukaryota; Metazoa; Chordata; Actinopteri; Perciformes; Serranidae
Exons: 11
Coding region: 24-1088 (354 amino acids)
Source: RefSeq, a predicted model, not a curated record
CGUUGCUGUUCACACCAUACGAGAUGUUGGCAAUGAAUGCUGACUGGUGGAUUUUCCCUUUCGCCUUGUGCUUUAUUUGUGUGUCUUCAAAUGAAGAGCCGAACUUUGAGAACUCCUGUGUGCAGGAUCCGGAUGUUUGUAAGACGGACACACUCAGCGUUCAGCUUGGCUCCUCUGUGUUCCUCCAAUGCAACUUUUCAACACGCAGCCUCGACUGGGUGUCAUGGACCCAAACUCCAGGGGUGGACCUGGUCCAUCUCACAUCUAAGGGUCGUAUUAGGUUCCUCGACCACAGGUACGGUCGGGUGAAAGCCUUUCCAAACCAGGGCUCAGAGGGGAACUACUCCAUCUGCAUCGAUGAGCUGGGCUCCUCUGACCUGGGGUGUUACCGCUGUGAGCAGGGACACUACUGUCAUCAAGUGGUGUUGGUUGACGAAGCUGGAGGCGGUGCCCUGAGAGAAGAGAUGAGGCUCCUGAUUUACAUCUGUGUUGCUGUGGCUGCUUUGAUCCUGCUGGGCUUUGGUAGCUACUGCUGCAUGAAGUGCAUAAUGUGCUGUAAAACGAAAACACUGGACAUUACAAACAAUCCUGAAGGUGCAGCAACUGAGGGUGCCAGUGCUCCACCAAUCAGAGUGCCAAUGGAUCAACUGCAGCACGGUGUCACUAUACACACUGUGUUUCCUUUCCCCACAGGAGCGGGCUGUGAUAAUCUUGUUUAUGAAAAUGAUGACCAAGGCCCAUCCAACCAGCAGAAUGACUCCAGAAAUUAUUGCGAUCCAGUACCAGGAGUUCUGCCUGAUCCCGCUCAGAGCACCAGCGGGAUUUAUCCAAACUUGAACCAGUUUGCGAGGACGGAAAGUCACAGAACAAAACAAGGAUUUCACAGAGAACUCUUCAGCAGAUUACGGCAAGCAAGUCUCAGUCGGCAUUUUUAUGUUAACCAAGGUGAAAUCAGCAAGCAGCAAGCCAUGUCAACUCAGGCGAAGAAUCAACGCAAAGCUGGUUUGGGAAAGAAGAAAACCAAAGAAACUUGUGACUACAAAAACCCGAUUUACAACAGGAGCACAGACCAGCUCAACCGCCUGUAAAGAACCAAGGAGGCUUUAAACAGCUGUCGAGAUCUUUCCAGUAUCAAUCAUCCUUUCCUAUGACAUUUAUUGAUUGCUAAUUUUACAUUUUAAACUUGAUACAUGUUUUACUGUAUGUGUUUGCUGUAUAAUUGUUUUGUAUUUUAUAUGCAUCUAUUAAACAAUGAGUGAUUUCUGUUUGGUAAAGUUCAUUAAAUAAAGAUUAUCA